Messenger RNA from Anopheles merus, 4719 nucleotides. RefSeq names its product BTB/POZ domain-containing protein 6-B (gene lute). Bases 1095 to 3506 code for a protein of 803 amino acids. The record is from RefSeq and is a predicted model, not a curated record. Lineage: Eukaryota; Metazoa; Arthropoda; Insecta; Diptera; Culicidae. Gene Ontology annotation, cellular component: cytosol. Gene Ontology annotation, biological process: neurogenesis. The transcript has 6 exons. Gene Ontology annotation, molecular function: protein binding.
CAUAUCACUCGUCUGUGUGUGUGUGUGUGUGGAUGUGUUCCCUCAUUCACAAUGCCAUUACUUAUUCAUUGUCAGCUUGCAAAUUUAGCUUUGGUUCUGGCCGUGGAUGGGGCGACAAAACGUGGGGUUGGUGUGAGAGAGAGAGAGAGAGCGCGGGUUAACGAUUCCACCGGAGCGAAACGAAUGCAAUAGUAGCGGGCAAGCAGGCAGCAGCAGUCGUCGUCGUGUCCAAGUCGGCGUCGCUAAGGAUAAACAUGCAGCGGGUGGCGGGUUGCAGCAGCGCAGGGAGGACAAUGCAUUUGUUAUUGUUUUGCUGGUUUGAUUAAUUCUAAACAACAGUCUUAAACAGUGCCUUUGUCACACUUUGCCCAUUAGCACAACACUGUGUGCCAGGGUGAUGCUAACGUACAGUGCCUUCAGGGUUUGAAAACGGCGGUAAGACCAAAAGUGGGAAAAAGUCGGAACUUCAUCGUUCACAUGAAACAAGCGUGAUAGUGCAGUGCCAUUGUCGUCCAGAUUAUAACACUGUGUUCAAACGACUGCCACUACUACUACAGGCAGGCAGGGCAGCUGUGCAUUUGCUGUUUUUGUUGUUGUUGUUGCUUUUACUCGAGCGAUAAGCGCACAUCCGCGCGCGCACCCAUCGCUGACCAACACAGAACCAUUUGCAUCAUACUUUUAUGGGUGUUUGAAUUGAUGCGUGUGCCCGUACCAUCCGUACGCUUGGAAUAUUCCCUCUCACUCUCUCUCUGUGUCAAGGAGCUUUUAAGUAAGCCAAAGUCGCAACAAAAAAAAACAAUACAAAACAAUGCUAAUCCGGUAAUGGUAAUAACCAAUCAUCAUCUUGUGUGUCGUGAAUUGCAGUGUGUUCCACAAGUGUUCUCAGCGCGCUCCCUCAGAUCUGUGAUGCACACGGUCGCGCAAAAUUGGUUGCAAAUUAACAUCCCAUGCGCACUGUGCAUGUGUUAGAACAAAGCGCGGCAGCCGCGAUAUAGCUCGUGUCGUGAUCGUGUUGGGGUUUUGAGUGAAGGGCCGCGGGCGAGCGCGCGCGCGUGUGUGUGUCGGUGCAAGUGUGAGGACCCGCAGUGCGCACCAUGGUGGACAUAGGAAUGGUAGACAUAGGACUGCAGGACGAGUCUCUAGUCGAUCACAUCGGUCGGCAGGUGCUGCACUGGAUCGUCGGCUACUCCACCGCCUGGUACGCAACGCUCAGCCAUUGCGAUCUGGUCGACAACUUCAAGAAGGUGGACUCGGGCGCUAAAAUACUGCUGCAAGGGCUCGGCGUCAAGACGGGCCACAACGACGACGAGGACGACGACGAGGCAGAGUACGGCGAGGAGGAGUACGACGAGGUGGUGCAGGAAGGUGGAGCGGAGGGCGAGGUUCGACGUGUCGUACGGCAGCGGCGCAGGAUACGCCGGGCGGCCGCCCGUGGCUUCGUCAAUCGAUACCAUCCGCUGGUCGAGUACGGCGAGCGAAACUUUGAGAAUUUAAUGCUGGCCGACCUGAUGGAGAACUGCGAACGAGGAAUUCCGAUUGAGAUGUUCAAUGUGUUGGCCCCGUUCCAUCAGAACAGUGCUGGUGCAGCUGGUGCCGGUGUUGCUGCCGCCGCUGCGGGUGGUCAGAACGUGCGGCUAGAGAACAUGCAGGUGACGCAACCGUGCAGCGGACCAUCCUCGCCAACAAUUGCAUCGCCCGGUGCACUCAGUUCCACCUCGUUCUGUUUGGCCAACGGUGGCGGAAUCGGGAGCGUCCCCGGCAGUGGUGGAUGCAGCGUCAUCUCUAGCACAACAGCAGCCGAUACGGCGGACCCGAACUGGCAGGCCAACAAAUCGACCGUACGCGAACGCAAUGCCGCCAUGUUCAAUAACGAUCUGAUGGCCGACAUCCGGUUCAUCGUCGGUUCCGACGAGCAAGUGCAAACGAUUCCAGCCCACAAGUAUGUACUAGCGACGGGAAGUUCCGUUUUCUACGCCAUGUUCUAUGGUGGGUUGGCCGAAAACAAGCAGGAAAUUAAGGUACCGGAUGUGGAACCCGGUGCAUUCCUGACGCUGCUGAAGUAUCUGUACUGUGAUGAGAUUCAGCUCGAAGCGGACAACGUGCUGGCAACGCUGUACGUCGCGAAAAAGUACAUCGUACCACAUCUGGCCCGGGCGUGCGUCAACUAUCUGGAAACUAGUCUCACGGCGAAAAACGCCUGUCUGCUGCUGAGCCAGUCGCGCUUGUUCGAGGAACCGGAAUUGAUGCAGCGCUGCUGGGAAGUGAUCGAUGCGCAGGCAGAAAUGGCCAUCAAAUCGGAAGGCUUUGUAGACAUCGAUCUGAAAACGUUUGAAACGAUCCUCGCGCGAGAAACGCUCAACUGCAAGGAGAUCCAUCUGUUCGAGGCCGCUCUCAGCUGGGCCCAUGCCGCCUGUACCAAAAUGGAUAUCGAGCCGACCUCGUCCAACAAGCGACAGCUGCUCGGCCAGGCCCUGUACCUGAUCCGCAUCCCGACGAUGACACUCGAGGAGUUUGCCAACCGGGUCGCGCAGCUCGGCAUACUGACCAACCAGGAGACAAUCGACAUAUUUCUCAACUUUACCGCCAAAAACAAGCCAAAGCUUACCUUCCCGGUGAAGGCGCGGGCCGGCUUGAAGACACAAGUGUGCCAUCGAUUUGCGUCCUGUGCGUACCGGAGCAACCAGUGGCGCUACCGGGGCCGAUGCGAUUCGAUACAGUUCUCGGUCGACAAGCGCAUCUUCAUUGUCGGCUUUGGGCUGUACGGAUCGUCAACGGGGGCGGCUGAUUACGAUGUCAAGAUUGAGCUGAAGCGGCUCGGCCGCGUGCUGGCCGAAAACAGCACCAAGUUCUUCUCGGACGGUUCGAGCAACACGUUCCAGGUGUUCUUCGAAACGCCGAUACAGAUCGAGCCGGAAUGUUUCUAUACCGCCUCGGUCGUGCUGGACGGUACCGAGCUAAGCUUCUUCGGACAGGAAGGCAUGAGCGAGGUGAGCGUCGGUACGGUCACCUUCCAGUUCCAGUGCUCGUCCGAGAGUACGAACGGGACCGGCGUGCAGGGCGGUCAGAUACCGGAAUUAAUCUUUUACGGCCCUAUGGGCAUCAGCCAGCAGAGCAGCAUUAUAUCCGCCAGUGCGAGUAACAAUACGAUCAACAAUAAUCACACCGCUGCCGGGGGACAUACGGCCGGAAAGCAGCCGAGUAAUAAUUCUGGUGGAAGCAGCAGCAACAGUGUACCUUCUACAACGACGACAUCCUCCUCCUCCUCCUCUUCAGCCCAUGGCGGUGGUCUCUUGCUAAUGGGUGCCGGCGGCAGUUCGUCACCAUCAAACACCCACAGCAGUGACCGAUCAAAUGUAGCUCCGUUUGGAAACGGGGGCGACAAUGAUGGGGCAUCAACGGCCAGCGCUAAUGCUGCCGGAAUAGCGAAUUGGUUGCCGCCGUCGGUUGCGGGCGUGUCUGCUGGACAGCAACAAUUACUGGCUGGUACUGGCGAACCAACAGAAUGAACUACCGUCACUAGCGGCGCUUUCCGAAACGAGAACAGAGAUGUGCUUUGAAACAAAGAUAUAAUUGAUAUGUAGCGUUUGCAGCGUCUAUUCAGUCUGCUGUGCACAACAAGAUGGUGUAAAUCAUAACGUUUGUGUAGAAAUCUCAACGCACAGUAGCGAAACGAACAUUACCAAGAAAUUUCCACUGUGUUUUUCUCGAGGUGAGAUGAGCUUGGGAAAAUUAAUUACUACAUUAUUCACACAUUUCCGUAGAAACAAAAAGAAAAUUAACCUUAUACACCCGCUUUGUAGCAGUCGCUUGACAGGGAAAUAAUUUUACUCAAAUAGCAUGUUAGUCCCUCGUCAGAGACAAAGAUCGGGGUUUGAUUCUUCUAGAGCUUUCGUCUUAGGUCUUCCAAACAUUUAUGUUAGCUUGUUUUUUUUUUUUUGAGGCAUUUUACUACCUUUUCACCAAAACAAAAUUGUAGCAGAAUUUAUUAUCAUUAGCAUAGAGUAAAAGCAGCAAAUUUCUUCGGUGAGAUGAAAAAUGGUGACCAUUGAUUGGCCGCCCUUCGUUAUGACUGAGAUUUUUUUUAAGUUUUACCACACACACACAAAUGCCCUCAACAAAAUCUUACACUCCCCCCUUGCUUUUAAUUUCGUAACAUAUACCAAGCAGCUAUUCACGAUCACAGACAGAGUAGACUCCCCAAAAGGGAUUUACGGUACAACGGGGUAGAAGUCAACACACAAUCAGACCAUCUUCAACCAGAAGUUGGUGAGCACAGGCCGAAUGAGGGGCGAGAGAACAAAGAAAAUGGUUUCCUUUUUAGCAUGUAAGUGAUACAGGAAGAUAGAACUAAAGCGUGGCAGGAACGGGAAAUAUAAGAGUCAGCAUCGUCAGCAAUAGAUAGCACAUAUGCCCUGGGCGGAAGCGUACUCCAAACCCCUGGUUGAUAAAGGGAAAUAGAGAUGCCCCGCUCAGGCUACCGGAUGUGCAUGGGUGGCAAAUUCCUUAAAAUACCAUAGCAAGCAACUACAAAGAUAUUGUGCGCACGUAUGUCGUUCAUCUAUAUUUAUGUUGUUAUAAUUUGGUUUUGUUUGGCACGAGGCAAAGCCUCAUCGUUCAAAUUCAGGUAUAAAAAAUUUAGAGAAAUUCGUUAAAGUUGGCAGGAUUAAGUUAAUACCCAAGAGCAUAUGCGUUAACGUAAACAAGAUUUAAACAUCAAAA